Molecule: messenger RNA, 828 nt
Organism: Aureococcus anophagefferens
Lineage: Eukaryota; Pelagophyceae; Pelagomonadales; Pelagomonadaceae
Exons: 1
Biological process (GO): peptidyl-serine phosphorylation; intracellular signal transduction
Molecular function (GO): ATP binding; protein serine/threonine kinase activity
Source: RefSeq, a predicted model, not a curated record
AUGGGAGGCGACGGCGCGGGCCCGGCGGACUACGCCUUCGGCGACAUCCUGGGCGAGGGCGCCUUCGCGACGGUGCUCCACGCGCGGCGCCGGAGCGACGGUACGGACUUUGCGGUCAAGGUGAUGAUCAAGUCCUACAUCGAGCGCGAGGGCAAGACGCGGCUCGUGCUCGCCGAGUCGAAGGCGCUCCAGCGCUGCGCGUCCUGCGACUUCGUCGUCAACCUGUCGCGCACGUUCCAGGACGCGGACUACCUCUUCUUCGUGCUCGAGUUCUGCGGGGGCGGCGACCUGCUGCACCUCGUCAACGGGUCCGACGACCGCGUGCGGCGCGCGGCGGGCGGGCUGACGCCCUACGCGGCGGCGUUCUACGCGGCGGAGGUCGUGCUCGGCCUCGAGUUCCUGCGGUCGCUGGACGUCGCCCACCGCGACCUGAAACCGGAGAACGUGCUCCUCGACGGCGGCGGCCACGCGAAGCUCGCGGACUUUGGGGCCGUGCUCGACUGCUCGCACGCGGCGGGCCACGAUCUCGGCGAGCGCCACGGCUCCUUCGAGGGCACGGCGGAGUACGUGUCGCCGGAGGUGCUCCAGGGCUUCGAGACGACGCCGGCGUGCGACCUCUGGGCGCUCGGGUGCCUCUGCUACCAGCUGAGCUGCGGCGCGCUGCCGUUCCGCGCGGCGACGGACUUUCUGCUCUGGGAGAAGAUCGUCGCCUUCGCCGACGGCGACGAGUCGGCCUUCGAGGUGUCGCCCGCGGCGCCGGGCCCCGCGCUCGACCUCGCGCGCCGACUCCUCGUCAAGGACGCGGCGAAGCGGCUGGGCGCGGACGAC